UGGCGCCAAGCUCGCGCGCGCCAAUCUCCCGCCUUCUUCUCCCUCCCUCUAUUUCCCCACCCCAUCCUCGCCUCCCAAUCCCAAUCCGUCCCUACCCCAGCUCAGCUCAGCCCAGCUGCCCCUCCCCUCCUCCCCACUCCCCAGCGCCAGAUCUCCCGCCAUGGCCUCCGACGCCCCCGCCCCCGCCGCCGCGCAGCCCAAGCGCCGCGGCAGCUAUAACUGCGGCCGAUGCGGGCUACCCAAGAAGGGCCACGUCUGCACCGUCCCCAGGCUGGCCGCCGCCGGGGGCGGCGACAAGGCGGGGGAGCAGCAGCCGCCGCCACCCCCGCCGCAGACCAAGCCGCGGCGCGCGCUGCAGUUCGACGACCCGCCGGCCGCGUCGGACGUGUUGCUGGACGCCGUGCCGCUGGCGGCCGCGGCGCCGGGGAAGAAGGCGAGGGUGGAGGCCGUGGACGUGGAGGAGGAGGAGGAUGGCGGCGGCGACUACGACCCGCCGCCGCUGGAUUGGUGGGUCGAGGCGGGCGCGGGGCGGCGGGCGCCCGGGGAGGUGCUGGUGGAGGUGCUGCGGCGCAUGCCCCCGCGCGCCGUGGCGGCCGCGGCCGGUGUCAGCCGCGGCUGGCGCGAAUGCGCGCGCCGCGUCUGGAGGGCCGCCGAGGAGGUCCGCCUCCGCGCCGCCGGGGUCGGGCCCGUCGGCGCGCUCAUGGCGCGGUGCCCCGCGCUCGCCAGGCUCGUGCUCCGCAUGGACAGUGAUGUUGAUGCCACAAUGCUGGCAUGCAUUGCAUUUUCCUGCCCCAAUUUACAGUCCCUGGAUAUCAGCAUGGCCAAUAGCGCGGUCAACAGGAUAACUGGGGAUGAGCUAUCUAGGUUUGUUUCAGAGAAGCGAUCUCUGUCAGUUCUUAAACUAGAUGGCUGCAGCAGCCUUGGUUUUCUCAACAUCAGCUCUUCAAGCCUCUCAACACUUUGGAUGUCAGGUCUUUGUUCCCUUACCAAGGCGGUCAUGAACUGCCCAAAUCUGACCGAGCUAUCACUGGACUUCCCCAAACAGAAUAACGAUUCCACCGACCUGGCUGCUCUAAUUGAUAGUCUGGGCCGCACGUGCCCAAACUUGAGAAACAUGCACGUCUCGUCGAUCCGCUUAUGCAACGAAGCCGUGUUUGCUCUAGAAAGCGCCAAUCUCAGGGGCCUAUGCAUGCUGUCUUUGGUUCUAGGUUCAAAAAUAACAGAUGCAGCUGUUGCAUCUAUUGUUCGUUCAUACUCAAGCUUGGAGCUGCUUGAUUUAAGUGGAUCUGGCAUUACCGACAACGGGCUUGGGAUGAUCAGCAAAGCAUUCCCUGACACCCUAACACGCCUGCUCCUGGCUCUGUGCCCCAACAUCACGUCGUCUGGUGUCCAGGUGGCUGCAGCACAGUUGCCGCUCCUCCGUCUCAUGGACUGCGGCAACAGCAUAUGCGCCAACCCCCAGCCUGAAGCUGGGAGAUCCUACUUCGGCGACCUGACCGGCGGGAUCAAGUUCUGCUCUAAGUUACCUGUCCAGAAGAAGCAGCAGCAGCAGCAGGCUGCCUGCCAGAAGCUGAUCAUAAAGCACGGCGCCCUGAAGAAGCUCAGCCUGUGGGGCUGUUCAGCGAUCGACGCCUUGUACGUGAACUGCCCGGAGCUGGUCGAUCUGAACCUCAACGCGUGCACGAACCUUCAUCCAGAGCGGCUGCUGAUCCAGUGCCCCAAGCUGAAGGACGUGCACGUCAGCGGGUGCCGCGACAUGCUGAUCGGCGCCGUCAGGAACCAGGUCCUGAACGAGUUCGCGGCCGCCGAGCCCCGGCUGCCCUGCAAGCGGCUGGCCGACGGGUCGAAGCGCGUGCACGUGCCCCACUUCAUGAUCGAGCAGCUGGAGGAGCAGGAGAAAUGGGGCGGGCCGCGGAAGAGCCAGUGCACCGUCCACCUCACAUAGGCAGAUAGGCUAGGCCGGCCGCUGGGCGCUGGCGAGUGCUACUGCUGGCCUGUGAAGUGAGGCCCUGGUAGUCGGCGGCGCCCGCGUCCUCGCCGUCGAGGAGCUGCUGCGGCGUCGAUUCAGCGAGCCUCUAGACCCCCCUGUAUGUUCCAUCCAGACUAGAGUGCCAUGAUCCUUCUGUUCAUGCUGUGUGUGUGUGUGUUUAAUCUGUGGAGUCUGUAGGAUAAUAACGGGGUGCAAUGCAAACGUGCCCGACUCCUGUACUUUGAAACCGUAUUUUGCUCUUGUUCAUCUAGGACAAUAAUUGCCUUCGGUUUUCCCCAGAUUACUUU
Molecule: messenger RNA, 2277 nt
Organism: Zea mays
Lineage: Eukaryota; Viridiplantae; Streptophyta; Magnoliopsida; Poales; Poaceae
Product: F-box/LRR-repeat protein 17
Exons: 10
Coding region: 161-1945 (594 amino acids)
Cellular component (GO): cytoplasm
Molecular function (GO): protein binding
Source: RefSeq, a predicted model, not a curated record